AUGAGUGCGGUAGCCGAGAAAGGACCAGCUGACCUGGGCGCAGCUCCUCUCAACUUCAUCUACGCCUGUUCGCUGUGUGGCGCUUCGUUUGCCGAUGUUUAUGAGGGCCACAAUGAGACUGUUCGGGGCCUGUCAGACGGAAUCAACCCUAAACAGCGACUUGUAACGCGACUCUUUCUCUCAAACUGUUGUCAUGUUUUCUGCAGCAGUCAUUUGGAAGGCGGCGGACCGCCUUUCCACAGCGAAAAGGAGCGUCCAAAGGCGCCUUGUCCUGUGUGCAUCAAAGAAAAAGGUGACAGUGCGCCUCAGUUCCUGUACUCGAUCCGUGGCUUCAACAAGAAUGAAUACGAUCCUCUGAUUCCACCAGCUUGGUUUACUGCCCCGCCUAUUCGACUUGAUGGCAGUGGCAAGGAUAUGGAUGCUCUACGUUUUCAGUAUAUCGCACUCAUUCGAUACUGCCAAAACACUUAUGCGACCCGUAAACCACUUCAGCAAGCCCUCCAGGAAUCAGAAAAGAAGCUCGCUGACAUACAGACCCGCGCAUCGCAAGAGCAUGCAGAGUUCGUCAGACUACAGAAGGAGAAUGAGCAGUUAAGAAUUCAGAAAGAGCAGUUCGAGGCCAUGAAAGCUGAGGUGCAGCGACUGCAAGCUCUUGAACAGGAAGUUGAGCAGUUUCGUAACCUCAAUAUCAACCCAAGAGAUCUCAAGACAUUCGUAGCGAACAAGUCAGCGAUCAGACACUACCUGAAGCUUGUUCCAAUGCUGAUGGACCAGAACGAGAAGAUGCAACAGCGGCUCGCUCAGCUAGGCUUUGCAAUGGCUCUAGAGCCUAUACCGAAUUUCAAGGGAGUCGACCCUAGCGCAUUCGACAGCGACGAAGCCCUACCUGGCAGGGAUAGCGGUGACUCUGGCAGUGCGUUGCGAAAGACUGCUUCGAGCCAUACCGUUGGCAGAUCCGCGCACGCAUCGGGUAGAGUAGGGACUACAUCUUCGAGCCCCUACGCACAUCGACCUAUCAAGCGGCAGCGCCUGGAGUCACCUCUUCCCCGAGACAUGCAGAUCGAUCGCUCCCCUGGCCGACACGCUAUGCAGCCCCCACCAAAGCCAAUAUCAAGGAUGCAAUCCGUGCGCAAGAUGUUUCCUAAUCUGCGGAAGAAGUUCUCCAGUGACCGCUCCACCUCGGUAGUCGAAGAUGUCCCUAGAAAUGACGGCGAUGUUCAAAUGUACGAUGAAAGGAAGUGGCAGGGCAUCGAUGCGACUCAACAACGGAUUGAUACUGGGUUCCGUAGCGAGACUCCAUACAUGUCGGGCGCUCUUCCAGCGGAGCAGUCAUCCGAAGUUCCAGCCCAGACAAGUCCGCAGCUACUCACCAGCAUGGGCAUUAACAAUAACCAGUCAGACUUCACAUUCCGUGCAUCAUCCUGUGUCAAACCGUAUAGCCAUAAUCACGAACGCCAUUCAACGCAGCUGCCUAGUGAGCCUUCGUAUAUUCGGUUAAUGGACGGUCUCACGCGCGACACUGGUGUGGAGCUGGGAUUGAAAGAUCCUCGCGACAACUCGAACUCGAAUUAUCUAGAUGACAGCAGAAACAACCAAGUAUCACGGUUGUAUGAGGGGGAGCCAGGACUGCAAGGGGCAGACCGACAAGAGCGCUGGAAUUUUGGACACCCUCUCAUGCACCAAUCUCCGCAUGGAUCGUCGAACUAUUUCGAUGUUUUCCAGCAAUCUCCACGGUCUGGAACAACUAUCGUAAACACGAAUAGAAGUUACAAUCUGUCAGGCGCUGGCGGCGCCACCCCACAGCCUAGGCGACAUGCACGUCCCGGCCAUCAGAUCGAAAAUGUAUUCAAGUCGUUCAGGCGUUUAUCGGUCUCAAAGGCCAAAGAUGGACAAGCCCCAGAUUGCAUGGCCUGA
Exserohilum turcica Et28A is the source of this 1914-nucleotide messenger RNA. RefSeq lists its product as uncharacterized. Bases 1 to 1914 code for a protein of 637 amino acids. The record is from RefSeq and is a predicted model, not a curated record. Lineage: Eukaryota; Fungi; Ascomycota; Dothideomycetes; Pleosporales; Pleosporaceae. The transcript is spliced from 5 exons.